This is a messenger RNA of Microthlaspi erraticum, 1668 nucleotides long. Lineage: Eukaryota; Viridiplantae; Streptophyta; Magnoliopsida; Brassicales; Brassicaceae. The record is from the annotation of a GenBank genome assembly.
AUGGAGAGUGCUUGGAUUGUGGAUGGUCCAUGGAUUGCUAGGAAUGUAAAGAAUGCCUCUGUGUGCUCAGCUUUGCAGACUAAAGACUGUGGAGCUUACAUCAACUGCCCUAACUGCUAUUACCGCAUCUACAACAACAAUGCACAGUCUCCAUGGCCAGGUCUUCCUAAAGGUGUGAAAUUCGAGCCAACCGAUGAGGAAGUUAUCGGGCAUUUGGAAGCCAAGUGUGGGAUUGAUGGCUUAAAACCACAUCCUUUUAUCGAUGACUAUAUAUGCUCAGUCACUGGAGAUGUUGGCAUCAACUAUACUCAUCCUCAAAACCUUCCAGGUGUGAAUAAGGAUGGAAUUAGUGUCUUCUUCUUUAACAAGACGACGCAUGCAUAUCAAAAGGGGAAUAGAAAGAGGAGAAAGAUCACACCAACUGGUCUAAAAGAUGAAUCGGUUCGCUGGCACAAAACUGGUCAAACCAAACCCGUGAUGAUCAAUGGAAUCCAGAAGGGAUGCAAGAAGAUCUUGGUGCUCUACAAGAAUGGGAGAAAGGGAUUAAAACCUGAGAAAUCCAACUGGGUUCUGCACCAAUACCACUUGGGAACAGACGAAGGCGAGAUUGGAAGCUUUGUUGUUUCUAAGAUCACUUAUCAGCAGCCAAAGCAAUGGGAGAAAGAUACAGAUGAGAGUGAGUGCUUUGGGGUUGGAGUUGGCCUAACGCCGAAAACGUUUACUUGUGGACAGCCUAGAUCUGAGAUUUGUGUUAAUGAGGAUGAAACAGCUUGUGGUGGUGAUGCUACGAUGGUUCUUGAUUCAUCUGUUCAGGGGCUAGAAAACACUCCAGAAGCUUCGUUUGGUUCAACAUCAGAGAAAAGAGUUCAAGUAGCAGAUAAUUUCAAUGUAACUGAAGAUAACUUGGGGUGCAAGAAAGUUAAAGUUUCGUCUUCCCUUGUAGAAGAGGAGCCUAAUUAUGGGAAUUUCGAGAUGGGGUCUGGACACUUUUUAGUUUCAGAUUUUGAAAUGGCAGAUCUAGGGACUCUCCCUGAUCACUUUGACCGGUUUAACCUUCUUCUUCUUCUUCUUCUCGACUAUGGGGUUGGACUUGGCCUAACAACGCCGAAAACGUUUACUUGUGGACAACCUAGACCUGAUCAUAUUUGUGUUAAUGAGGAUGAAACAAAUUGUGGUGGUGAUACUACGAUGGUUCUUGAUUCAUUUGUUCAGGGGCUAGAGAACACUCCAGAAGCUUCGUUGGGUUCAACAUCAGAGAAAAGAGUUCAAGUGACAGAUAAUUUCCAUGUUACUGGAGAUAACUUGGUGUGCAAGAAAGUUGAAGUUUCGUCAUCCCUUGUAAAAGAUGAGCCUAAUUAUGGGAAUUUCGAGAUGGGAUCUGCAUACUUUUUAGUUUCAGAUUUUGAAAUGGCAGAUUUAGGGACUCUCCCUGAUCACUUUGACUCAGAGAAGAAACAACGGAAGUCGAGUCGAACGAACGAGCCGAGUCAGACCCAUAAGUUACAUCAACCGUCGUCCGAGGCGGGAUUUUUCCGAAGACGCUCCGAGAAGAAAAGAAAGUACUCGAUCGAGUCUCUAAGGAACGCAACAUCAAGAUUUGCUGUAGAGAACAUAGUUUCAGAGUGUGAAGUCGAGUCGAACGAACGAGCCGAGUCAUCAGAUCCAUAA